AUGACAGGGUGGAGGAGGAGCAGGAGUGGCAGGGUGGAGGAGGAGCAGGAGUGGCAGGGUGGAGGAGGAGCAGGAGUGGCAGGGUGGAGGAGGAGCAGGAGUGGCAGGGUGGAGGAGGAGCAGGAGUGGCAGGGUGGAGGAGGAGCAGGAGUCGCAGGGUGGAGGGAGGAGCAGGAGUGGCAGGGUGGAGGAGGAGCAGGAGUGACAGGGUGGAGGAGGAGCAGGAGGGGCAGGAUGGAGGAGGAGCAGGAGUGGCAGGGUGGAGGAGGAGCAGGAGUGGCAGGGUGGAGGAGGAGCAGGAGUGACAGGGUGGAGGAGGAGCAGGAGUGGCAGGGUGGAGGAGGAGCAGGAGUGACAGGGUGGAGGAGGAGCAGAAGUGGCAGGGUGGAGGUGGAGCAGGAGUGGCAGGGUGGAGGUGGAGCAGGAGUGGCAGGGUGGAGGAGGAUCAGGAGUGACAGGGUGGAGGUGGAGCAGGAGUGGCAGGGUGGAGGAGGAUCAGGAGUGGCAGGGUGGAGGAGGAGCAGGAGUGACAGGGUGGAGGAGGAGCAGGAGUGGCAGGGUGGAGGUGGAGCAGGAGUGGCAGGGUGGAGGUGGAGCAGGAGUGGCAGGGUGGAGGAGGAGCAGGAGUGGCAGGGUGGAGGAGGUCAGAUAAGUGGAGGAGGAGCAGGAGUGGCAGGGUGGAGGAGGAGCAGGAGUGGCAGGGUGGAGGAGGAGCAGGAGUGGCAGGGUGGAGGAAGAGCAGGAUUGGCAGGGUGGAGGAGGAGCAGGAAUGGCAGGGUGGAGGAGGAGCAGGAGUGGCAGGGUGGAGGAGAGAGGGGCGGAGACGAGGGUGGUGUGGGGGGUGAGAGAGGGGCGGAGACGAGGAUGUGUGGGGUGAAAGGGGGGGUGGUGGUGGGGGGUGAAAGAGGGGCGGAGACGAGGGUGGUGUGGGGGGUGAGAGAGGGGCGGAGACGAGGGUGGUGUGGGGGGUGA
Knipowitschia caucasica is the source of this 972-nucleotide messenger RNA. The record is from the annotation of a GenBank genome assembly. Lineage: Eukaryota; Metazoa; Chordata; Actinopteri; Gobiiformes; Gobiidae.